Messenger RNA from Symbiodinium sp. CCMP2592, 1923 nucleotides. Lineage: Eukaryota; Dinophyceae; Suessiales; Symbiodiniaceae. The record is from the annotation of a GenBank genome assembly.
AUGUGCAAGACCCUCCAAGGCUUCGGUGGCCUAAGCCGAGAACUCGAAGCUGAAGAGCCGGACUCCGAGGCGCCGAGGGCCAAGGCCUCCGAAGCUUUCGCCGAGGGCGAGGUGGAUGGUUGCCUGCCGGGCGUGCCCGAGGUUUACGAUGCAUCGGGGUUUCCGGACCUGAACUUGGAGAGUGGCGACGGGCACCUCUCCAUUUUCGAGCUGCUCGGCCGAGGAGUCAGCGGAUGCAGAGUGCAUCGAUGUCAAUCCACACAGAUCCCCGUGCCCUCCUUGGCGGGCAAGGUGCUACCGUUGGGAAAGGCGACUUUUCCCGACAUGGUGGAGGACUUCGGCAAGGAAAUGGAGAUGAUGAAAUCACUGCCGGCGCAUGAUUCGAUUGUGGCCUUUCAUGGUGCUUGGAGCACCGAGCGCUACAUGGACAGCGGUGUCCAGCACAAGGCGUACGUGAUGCUCCUGGAGCUCUGCAGCUCAUCGCUAGAGUCAGUGAUACGGUCCCGUCGUGAGCAGCAGCAGCCCUUUCUGGCAGCGGAGCUCCUGCACGUGCUGAAGCAGGUGGCCGCCGGGCUGGCGCACUGUCACCGUCACCGGGUGUUGCAUCGCGAUCUGAAAUCCGCCAACAUCUGGCUGUGUUCACCAGCCGAAGCUGCGGCAGAGGUGCUAGACUUGUGCUCCAUGGCAGCGAAGAUUGGCGAUUUCGAUGCCGCGAAGGCCUCCAGCCGGGCCCAGACCCCUGUGCAGACGCCGCAUUUCAUGGCGCCAGAGGUGGCAGCGCAGACAGGUGAAGACUACGGCCCAGCUGCGGAUAUUUGGGCGCUGGGCUGCGUGGUCUUCGAGAUGCUGGAGUUGGGCCUGCCGUACGGUGAGGACCUGACCUUGCCGCAGCUGGAAGCAGCCUUGGUCGCGGGGGAGGGGCCGACCUUGUCGGACCGAGCUGCAGCAGAGUCCCGUGCGAAGCACGUGGUGGAGAUCAUGGACCAGUGCCUGAAGAAGGAGCCGUCUGCGAGGCCGACAGCCGAAGAGGUCAUGAGCUGCUUGGAAGCAGGGCCUGGGGGCCGAUGCGAUGCCAUGCCAGAGAGGCCAGAGCGGGCACGAGCCAUUCUCGACAGAGUCGAGGGAUGGCAGAAUUCUGUGCUUCCGAAAAGGAGGUUCGGGGAGGACCGCAUCCAGACAUCUCCGUGGAUUUGGCAGGAGGAGGAUGCCCUGGUCGGCAAGAAGAAGUAUCGAAUCACUCAGAUGUACAGGCACAUCUCCGAGCAAGCCAGUGAGAGGAUUCUUUGCCAGGGCUUUGGACACUUCAGGUGUCCGGCUAUCAUCAACGUCGGUGAUCCCGGGCAAGCAAAGAAGGACAUCGAGCAGCAGCUGGAGUUCAUCAGCGAGGCCAAGAAGAAGAAGCGUUUGGAGGAGAUGCUUGUCGGCGCAGAACCGCCAAUCAUCGUCUUCGUAAACCAAAAGAAGGCCGUGGAUGUGUUGUCCAAGUCUUUGGACAACAACGGCUACAGAGUUUGCUCCAUCCAUGGAGGUAAGAGCCAGGAGCAACGAGAGUGGGCCAUGAACUCCUUCAAGGAGGGCAGGUACGACAUUUUGGUGGCCACCGACGUGGCUGGGCGCGGCCUGGACAUCGAGGGUGUGCAGAGAGUGAUCAACUUCGACAUGCCGAAGACGAUCGAGGACUACACGCACCGAAUCGGUCGAACUGGCCGAGCAGGUCUGAAAGGAUUGGCGAUCUCAUUCGUCACACCGGAGGACUCCGAAAUCUUCUAUGACCUCACGAAUUUCUUGAAGAGCUCAAAUCAAGUUGUACCGCCAGAGUUGGCCUCACACCCCGCCUCAAAGUUCAAGCCGGGCACGGUCAACGAGCACGGGCAGGUCAUGGGCCGGAAGCUGGUUGACCAAGUCGUCUUCGCGAAGAAGUGA